GCUAUCACGAAACCACUUCUUUGUGAGCUUCAUGCCUGGACUUACCCAUACAACUAUACUCCUGAGUUGCUUGUUUAAUAUGAUAUCCAAUGGAAGCUACUGUUAUAUAGCUAUAUAAGACUCGUGUCUUUCAAACCCACAACGAAUGUCGGCAUCUUUGUUAGCGACUCAUCUUCUGCGCCAUCUGGAGUUUUACGAUUGAAACCUCUAGCUACAUCUCUCCACCCACACAAAGAGAACUAGUACAUAAAUUACAUCGUUUCGGAACAUAUAUCAUGUCUAGCAACGGAAAUACCGAGAUCGGCCAUGCGCUGGUCGAAUUCUCGCUACAUGGUGUCUUUCCUGAGGAAGAACUAUCGUCUCGCCGAGUUACCGUGCAAGAUCUCGCGCCAGCGCUACAAUCCCUAAUCGCAGCGAAGACUAGACUGGAGUCCGACAUACACCAGAUCAACGAAGAGACCGCCCCAGACGUUAACCAAUGGAUCACCAAUGCGAAAUCCCUCGAAGACGACGUAACCCGAUCGAGGAGCUGGGCAAACGACAUUGUACGACGAUCGCAAGCUCCGGAUGUAUCAGGCAAGACGAUUCAAGAAGCCGAAGAGAAGGUCGAAUUCCUACGACGAGAGGCGGAAUAUAAUCAACAAGUUUACCAUGCAUUAAAAAGCAUUAGACAUGUGAAUGAACUUUUGGAUCAAGUUGAACAAGCGCGGGACGAGCGUAGAAUAUUGGAUUCUCUCCAUUUGCUAGAGAAAUCUUGGACGGCGUUGGACGCAAUUCCCGUCAGCAAAUCUUGCCGUGUCAUGAAAUUGUUAGACUUGAGAGCUUUCGAGUUGAAGUCUGCGGUCCAUGAUGUGUUUGAUCGUGUCUGGAAUUCGCUAGUGCAUGUCGAUACGGAGAAUAGAAAAGUUACUGUAUACGGGAGUCGUGAAGAUGAGCAAAUGCGAUUAGACGACGCUGUCGUGGGUUUAAAAGCAUAUAAAGAGCUUGACCAGAGAAUGACUUCAUUUUGGCAUCGUCUUGAUGAGGCUAUUGUUGGGCCGCGAACUAAUAUUGAAGCUCAUGAAUUACCCAGGAUUCAAACAACAGAUUCACAUUUAAAUCUGAGUGGGAGCGCAGAUAAAACCGUCGCUUCUCUAUUUUCUGAUCUCGAUCACGUAAUGACUUAUUUCUCAGAGCGCUUACCCGAAGAGCUCGUUUACUCAUUAUCUAAUAUUAUGAUGCCCGAUUUAAUUCCACGGAUUAUUGGCACAUGGUUAGAUACAGCCGUUCCGGCAUCUCUAGCAGAAAUGGAUGAAUUUCAACAAAUCACCGAAAUUGUAAAGACAUUCUGCAACCGUCUGCAAACCCUCAAAUUUGAUGGAUUUCAGGAGUUACAGGAAUGGGUUGAUGACGCACCGAAAGUGUGGUUAUCUAAAUGUCGCGAAACGGCAUUGGAUUCUGUGCGCACAAAACUCUCACAGGGGCUCGGCCAACCAAAGGAAGUAGAGCGCGUGGAAACUCAGACAGUCUUAAGAUCUGAAGGGAAGGAGUUGGCUGCCAAUGGCGUUGCCCCUCCAGCCAAUGAUGACGAUUGGGGCGCAGCUUGGGAUGACGGGGAGGCGGAUACCAAACAAGACGAUGCGAAGCCAGAGACAAACGAAGACGACGGAACCGACGCAUGGGGCUGGGGAGAAGAUGAGAAUGCUGCUGAAGCGCCCGAAGCGCCUACUGAACAACCUCAGGCGGAGCCACCAGCUGAAGAAGACCCUACGGAAGCCUGGGGAUGGGGUGAGGAGGAUGCCGCAGAAACGGCUCCUGGAGAAUCGGCAGCACCUGUCCCUUCAAAAGAUACACAGACUCGAGAGUUAACAUUGAAAGAGACUUACAACAUCUCUUCCAUGCCAGAACCCGUCCUGGCACUUAUUUCAGCUGUGCUAGAGGAUGCGGCCUUACUUGUUGGGAACGACGCCAACCCAAUGGCGAGAACAGCCGCAGGCCUCUUCUCGCUUCCUACACUUGUCCUCGCUAUGUUCCGUGCUGUCUCACCUUACUACUACACGCUAAACACGGGCGGCAACAUGUUUCUCUACAACGACGCCACCUAUCUCUCGGAGCGCCUCUCGGACUUCGCCAAAACCUGGAAGGCCCGCACGGACCUUCCUCCCCGCGCAAUAACCAUGCUGCGGCUAGACAACGACGUGAAAGCGCUCCAGUCGUUCGCAAACAGGGCCUACACGUCCGAAAUUAGCACGCAGAAGACUGUUCUCCGGGACCUUCUCGGCGGUUCGCAGAACCUGCUCCAGCAAGAUGGGCUCGGGACUUCGGACCUAGAGGCACAGGUCGACAGCGCAACGGGUCACGUGCGAGCCCUUGCCGCGACAUGGUCUACGAUCUUAUCCAAGUCGGCGUGGAGCCAGGCCGUGGGCUCGCUGGUGGACACUCUGGCCGCCAAGCUCGUGGCCGACGUCAUGGACCUCGCCGGCAUCGGCCAGGACGAGGCGUACAACAUCGCCAGCCUAAUCUCCCGCAUCACCGAGCUCGACGACCUAUUCCUACCGCCCGCAGCAGAUGGGGAAACCGCGGUCCCGAGUACUGCAGAGUACGCCGCUAGCUGGCUUAGGCUCAAGUACCUCAGCGAGGUUCUCCAGAGCAACCUCCAGGACGUUAGGUUCUUGUGGAUGGAGAGCGAGCUUAGCUUGUAUUUCACUGUUGCCGAGGUCGUUGAGCUGAUCGGUCUGAGCUUUGUGGAUAAUGCAAGGACGAGGGAGGUCGUGAGGGAGAUCGAGGCGAAUCCCCAGCCGAGGUGAGGUCGGCCGGUGGUGGGUGGGCCAACCUAGGUCCUAGGUAGUGUAUACAUAUCAAUAUUAAUCCAUUUCUACGCUACGUUCAAGUUAUCAGUAUAGUAAUCAUUGAAUCAACUCGAUCGUCGUCUUUGAUAA
Molecule: messenger RNA, 2918 nt
Organism: Annulohypoxylon maeteangense
Lineage: Eukaryota; Fungi; Ascomycota; Sordariomycetes; Xylariales; Hypoxylaceae
Exons: 7
Coding region: 276-2786 (836 amino acids)
Biological process (GO): endoplasmic reticulum to Golgi vesicle-mediated transport; mitotic spindle assembly checkpoint signaling
Cellular component (GO): RZZ complex
Source: RefSeq, a predicted model, not a curated record